CCCAUCAGAUGUCCCAUAUCUCCUCUUAUGAGGUAACAAUACCCAAACGCAUUGGGAGACACAGGAGAGACCAGGAGAGUGGUGACCCUGGGAAGGUGUCUUACGUUAUCCAGGCCCAGGGGAAGGAGCAUGUCAUUAUCUUGGAAAAGAACGAGCUGCUGAUACCUGAGGACUUCACCGUGUACUCAUAUGACAAAGACAACAAACUGGUCACGGAGAGACCCAAUAUGCAAGAUCACUGUCAUUACCGUGGUUACAUCGAGGAUGUAGAGGGCUCGUCCGCGGCGUUGAGUCUGUGCUCUGGGUUGAGAGGCAUAGUCCACAUGGGGGCCUCUAGUUUUGGAGUCGAGCCUUUGGAAGGUUCGUCUGAUUUCGAACACAUCUUUUACAAUCUGGAGGAUGUGAAGUCUGAACCCGUCACCUGUGGAACCCCUCAUGCUGCUCACCAUGACAACGACACCUUGUCAAACGAAGAACACGCCCACAACAUCACUCAAGGACAACCAAUCAGUCAUCUAAUCAGGAAUAAGAGAUCUUUAUUGCCUCAGACUCACUAUGUUGAGCUCUUCCUCGUGGUUGACAAUGACAGAUUUAACUUUAAGAACAGAAACCAGACGGCUGUCAGAGAGGAGAUGGUCCAGCUUGCUAACUACGUGGACAGCAUGUAUGUUCCACUGAAUAUCCGUGUGGUUUUGGUGGGUCUGGAGAUCUGGUCGACGGUAAACCUCAUCAGCACCGAUGGGAGCGCGGGAGCGGUGCUGAGUCGUUUUGUCCAGUGGAGAGAGAAGGAGCUGGUGCCCCGUCGCAGGCAUGACAGCGGUCAGCUCAUCCUAAAGAAGGGCUUUGGGGGAACAGCAGGCAUGGCUUUCGUCAGUACUGUAUGCUCCAGGAGUCAUGGGGGUGGCAUCAAUGCGUUCACCAAUAAUAACGUCCUGGGGUUCGCCUCCAUUGUGGCCCAUGAGCUCGGUCAUAACCUGGGCAUGAACCAUGAUGACGGACGGAACUGCGUCUGUCAAGUCGGCAGCUGCAUCAUGAACUCCGGGGCCACUGGCUCGCGUAACUUCAGUAGCUGCAGUGAGGCAGACUUUGAGAAGAUGAUUUUGAAGAUGGGAGGUGGCUGCCUGCUGAACAUCCCUCAUCCUGACGAGGCCUACAGCGCCCCCUACUGUGGGAACAAGCUGGUGGACAUGGGAGAGGAAUGUGACUGUGGCUCCGAGGCGGAGUGUGAGAAGGAUCCCUGCUGUGAGCCAAAGACGUGUAAGCUGAGGCCUGGAGCCCAGUGUGCUUACGGAGUGUGCUGCAAGAACUGCAGGUUCUUGCCGGGUGGUUUCGAGUGCAGGAGCAGCACGGACGAGUGUGACCUGCCUGAGUACUGUAACGGUUCGUCUGCCCUGUGCCAGAGUGACGUGUUCAAACAGAACGGCCACCCCUGUAAAGACGACCAGGCGUACUGCUACAACGGCAAAUGCCAGCACUACGACGGCCAAUGCCAGGCCAUAUUUGAACCCAAGGCAAAAGCUGCUCCAGAGGUGUGUUUUAGGGAUGUAAACUCUAAAGGAGAUCGGUUUGGAAACUGUGGCUACCAGAACUAUGGAUACAAGAAGUGUGAGAGCAGGAAUGCUAUGUGCGGGAAGCUGCAGUGUGAGAACGUGAGGACCGUCACUAUGUUCAGCAUCAAGCCGUCAAUCAUUCAGACGCCCAUCCAUGACACCAUGUGCUGGGGCGUGGACUUCAUGCUGGGCUCGGACGUGCCCGACCCGGGCAUGGUGAACGAGGGCACAAAAUGUGGAGAGAAUAAAGUUUGUUUGAACUAUGAGUGCCAGAGUGUAGACGUUCUGAAAUACGACUGUGACGUUGAGAAAAAAUGCCACGGCCAUGGGGUGUGUAACAACAAUAAGAACUGUCACUGUGAAUAUGGCUGGGCUCCUCCGUUCUGUGAGACUAAAGGCUACGGAGGAAGCAUAGACAGCGGCCCUACCUGGAAUGAUAAAGACACUUCCACCAGGGAUGGGCUGCUGGUGUUCUUUUUACUGGUUCUUCCUCUCAUGGCUCUGGGACUCUUUGUCUUCUUCCGGAGGAACGAGCUGCAGCGUCGUUUCUGUCGGAAAAAGCGCUCUCAGGCCUACGAGCCUGAUAGCCGACCUCAGGCUAAUAACAGCAGAACCCCUACAGGUCUGCGAGGAAACCCCAGCACUAUUGUCAAAGAUGGGCAUCAGGCUCAGUUGUUACCGCAGGAGGAGGUGGUCCAGACCAACAGGACUGCCUCUCGGCCAACUUAUGCCGCCAGACCUCCGCCGCCACCGCCAGCAUUUCAAGCUAUGCCUCAAAGACCAGCCCCCCCACCCCCAGUAUAA
Chanos chanos (milkfish) is the source of this 2354-nucleotide messenger RNA. RefSeq names its product ADAM metallopeptidase domain 9a (gene adam9a). The record is from RefSeq and is a predicted model, not a curated record. The transcript has 22 exons. Gene Ontology annotation, cellular component: plasma membrane. Gene Ontology annotation, molecular function: metalloendopeptidase activity. NCBI's taxonomy places the organism in Eukaryota, Metazoa, Chordata, Actinopteri, Gonorynchiformes, Chanidae. Bases 9 to 2354 code for a protein of 781 amino acids. Gene Ontology annotation, biological process: proteolysis.